AUGGAAAAAUCUAGGAAGAAAUUUAUUGAUGUGAUAGAUAAGGCAAUAGUUGCUGGUAAUGCAAUGGACCGUGAUGAACUACUUUUUUCUUACAAGGGGAUUCUCUACCCUGUUGCUUUUUGCAGUCUUGAAGUGUUCAGAGCCAUGGAGUCCUUUGAAGCCAGAAGUGAUGAUGUCAUUUUGGCAGGAUAUCCUAAAUCUGGUACAAACUGGGUAGGUCAGAUCUUAAGUGAUCUGGUGGCCACAUUUGAAAAAAAAAGACUUGAUAAAGAAAAAAGUGUUAAUGAUGAAGAGCUAGAAGAAUUUCCGUAUCUUGAAAUUGGAGAUACUGAGAAAUAUGAGCGAAUGAAGAAGUUACCUUCUCGAAGAGUUAUAUUAACUCAUCUUGCUCCUGGCAACCUUCCAAAGUCUAUCUUCAAAAAUAAAGCCAAGAUAUUGCUACUGAUUCGCAAUCCAAAAGACGUAGCUACAUCAUUUUUCCAUUUUUCCAAUGCCUUGUCAGCUCUACCUUCCUAUGAGACCUGGGACAAUUUCUUCGUAUCUUUCAUGGCAGAGAAAAUGCCCUGGGGAUCCUACUUCAAUUACCUUUCUGAAUGGAACAAAUAUGCUGCUGAUGAAAAUGUUAUGACAAUAACAUAUGAAGAACUAAAAGAGAAUCGAGCCCUGGGAGUGAAAAACUUUGCCUCUUUCCUUGGGAUUUCCCUGACUGGGGAAGAGCUUCGGAGUGUGGUAGAGAGAAGCAGUUUCCAGUCCAUGAAGGAGAACUCUCUGAAGACCCAUGGGGCUCUGGGCCGCAUGCUCUUUCGCAAAGGUGGUGUAAGUGACUGGAAGAAUCUUUUCAAUGAAGAGCAGAAUCAGAAAAUGGACAAAGUAUUUGCAGAACGUAUAGCACGAACGAAACUAGGAGCAAAAUUAAAGUAUGAAGUGUACUGCAAAGCCUGA
Messenger RNA from Lagopus leucura (white-tailed ptarmigan), 942 nucleotides. RefSeq names its product sulfotransferase 6B1-like. Gene Ontology annotation, molecular function: sulfotransferase activity. Gene Ontology annotation, biological process: sulfation. Gene Ontology annotation, cellular component: cytoplasm. The transcript is spliced from 7 exons. NCBI's taxonomy places the organism in Eukaryota, Metazoa, Chordata, Aves, Galliformes, Phasianidae. The record is from RefSeq and is a predicted model, not a curated record. Bases 1 to 942 code for a protein of 313 amino acids.